This is a messenger RNA of Cotesia glomerata, 867 nucleotides long. RefSeq lists its product as uncharacterized. Bases 140 to 811 code for a protein of 223 amino acids. The transcript is spliced from 3 exons. The record is from RefSeq and is a predicted model, not a curated record. NCBI's taxonomy places the organism in Eukaryota, Metazoa, Arthropoda, Insecta, Hymenoptera, Braconidae.
CAGCUUAAAUAGAAAAAUAAAAAAAAACCGUUUUUCAGCAUAACAUAACCCAAAAUACCCCGCAUUGUAAACAUCAACAUUAUAAAAAAUUUUGGUCAUUUAAUAAUUAAUUUAGUUUAAUUUAAUUUAAUAAUUAAUAAUGUCAAUGAUCAGUCUGAAGAAAUUAGGACGAGUAAUAGAUGAUCAACUGGAGAAGCUGGAAAGAACUUGGGAAACCCCGCACAUGCUUUUGAGCAAUACUGAAGCUCCUAAUGAGGAAGCGCAAGGUUUGAUUGAAAGUUUUUUGGUUUCUAUUAACAAAGUUCAUGAUGAAUUAAAUGAACUUGUUGAAGAACAAAAAGAAUCAACGGCUGAUGUUGAUCGGUUUAUUAAGGAAUGCGAGGCGAUAAUAAAUGAUUCUAUUAAGCCGGAUUGUGAUGCGUUGGAGGAUUUUCUUCAAAAACACGGUUAUACUCCUCUUCAGAAAACUAGUUUUAACGAGACCCUGGUAUCAGAAUUAAGUAUUUUAAAGGACGAAGAACUGGAAGAGAGAACUCAAAAUUUGUCGUUGCUCGAUGACCAAAUAGCCUUUCAUAAUUUCAAGAAUUACACCGCUCCAGUUGGAAAUGUCAGCGAUUAUGAUUAUGAAGAUGAAGAUAAUAUUAAUCAGGAACUCGGUGAUAAGGAAAACGCUGAAAAAUCAAAACCUACCUGCAUUCCAACACCGGUGAUAAGACGCUUGACUCGAGUCAAGAAUCAGGAUGUUAAUCUGACCCCGAGCAUGCUUCCUAGAGAACCGAUUUAUUCACCGUAUUUCAAUCCUAGAGCAUAGUUUAUAAAUUAUAUAAAUAUUUUUGUAUUAUUCAUAGCUUUAUAAGUCAUUUUUAU